Ceutorhynchus assimilis (cabbage seed weevil) is the source of this 2982-nucleotide messenger RNA. Lineage: Eukaryota; Metazoa; Arthropoda; Insecta; Coleoptera; Curculionidae. The record is from the annotation of a GenBank genome assembly.
GUGAAGGCAUGUUUUCCAUUGUUUUUAUUGUUUAUAAAUUUGAAAUAAUUAAACCAAACAGCGGUACCCGAUCGCAAAACUAAUAAAAUUAUACUAUUGAAUAUCGCUUAAUGAUGAAAUCGCAAUCCGAAUACAAACUAAAAUCGCCACCGGACGACUCGAUUUCCAGUGUAAAAUUUGGCCCCAAUACCAAUCAGUUUUUGCUGGUUUCUUCUUGGGACAGUUACGUGAGGCUGUACGAUGUGAGUUCGAAUAGUUUACGACACAAAUAUGCUCAUGAUAACGCCGUAUUGGAUUGCUGUUUUACGGACGCAGUCCACUCUUAUUCAGGUGGAUUAGAUCAUACCCUAAAAUCAUUCGACUUCAAUACAACAACUGAAACUAUUAUUGGAACGCAUACAAAUGCAAUCAAAUGUGUAGAGUACUGCAGUGAACUCAACUGUAUCUUGACAGGAAGUUGGGAUCAGCACGUGAAAAUUUGGGAUCCCAGAUCUUCAGGAGCUAGUGGUAGUUAUAAUCAAAGCGAAAAAAUAUACUCGAUGAACACUUGUGGCGAAAAAUUGUUGGUGGCCACAGCAGGAAGAAAGGUUUUUGUGUGGGAUAUCAGAAAUAUGGCCUAUGCACUUCAAAAAAGGGAAACUAGUCUUAAGUAUCAAACAAGAGCCAUCAGAGCUUUUCCAAACAAGCUAGGAUUUGUAUUAAGCAGCAUAGAAGGAAGAGUCGCUGUUGAAUAUUUGGAUACUAAUCCCGAUGUUCAAAAAAAGAAAUACGCAUUCAAAUGCCAUAGAUUGAAAGAGGACGGUUUGGAAAAAAUAUUUCCAGUUAAUGCUAUUAGUUUUCAUCCCAUCCAUAAUACUUUUUCAACUGGUGGUUCUGAUGGUUACGUGAAUAUCUGGGAUGGUUUUAACAAAAAAAGACUUUGCCAAUUUCAUCAAUAUCACACAUCUGUCACGUCGCUUAGCUUUAGUCAUAAUGGUUCAGUAUUGGCAAUUGGCUGUUCAUACUUCUUGGAAGAAGACAAUCCUCCUCAUCCACUACCAGAGGAUGCUAUUUAUAUCCGGUCUGUUACUGAUCAAGAAAGCAAACCAAAAUAUACUAGUUCUUAGGAUAGGUACUUUAUUUUUUUUGCUAUUUAAGUACUACGAAUUUCACUUAUAAUUUUAAAAUAAAUGAUUUUGUUUGAAACAAAUUUUAAGCAAAUAUAAAUUAUGAAAACAAAAAAAAACAAUAUAUUAUGUUGGAAGAUUUGGUUCUUGUUUUCUAUAAGUUUAACGGCGAACUUAUUCUACCUUAAUCACUAGAAAAUUAUGUUGGAUCAAUUCCUAAUUUAUAUAAAAAGUGCAUAAAGUGAUACUAAACGAGUGGCUCUUGUUUGUUAGGCCAUAAAGGCGGGAAGUGUUGUUGUUAUUUGCAUUUAAAUAUAACAAGUAAUACUUAUGCAAUAAACCAAGUAACAAACAUAUUGUUUGCCUAUGGACAUUGAAUUUACAAGAAUCUCAAUAAUACAAUUUUUGUACACUAUACAAAUUUCGUUUUAUAUAAUUUUUUUUCUGGAAUGCUUUGUUUUGUAAAAGUACCUACAUUAUCAAAAACUUGAGAGCAAUAUAAAACAAUAAAAUAUUCAUAAUGUUUAUCUUGGUAAUUUUUUGUGUUGGAGAUGAAUUGCAGGCGUCUGCAUCGCUGCAACUUUGCACACAUCCUCUCACAUAUCUAAAAUUUAAUUUCUGUAUCAAACAUACAUAAGAAUGUAAUUAGUUUUACCUGUUUGAAUAGUAAAAACUUCCACAAUGAGACAUUCUAACCAAUUCAGUAUCAGUAGUUAAGGUUCCACUGUCCAAAGCGCAACUUCUUACAGUUAUAGUUUCUUUAUUAUCAUCUAAAAAAGUUAAUUUGUAAAAUUAAUGUUUCGUUUUAAAGUUAAAUGUUCUUACCAAAUACUCCUGUUAUUUUAACACAAGAAGUUGCCGGAAAUAGUCCAUCUCUACCUUUUCUACCUCCCAUACAGGGGGAUUCAUAUACAUCUGAUGAAAAAUUGUUGUGAAAAGGAUCCUCGCAAGCUGGAUAAUCUUUAUUUAAUGAUAUGCAUUUGAAGCAGUCAAUUGCGUGAACUAAAAACAUUUUUUUUUUUUGAAAUAUUCUGUUAACAGAAGUUGGUGUACUACUUACUAUUUUUAAGUAAAUCAAAGAAAACUAUUAAUAAACAAUAAACUAUUUGUUGUUCCUUCAUUUCAAUAAUUCACAAAUGUUUUACUGCUUGUUCCAAACAUGUCCUAGAAAAAUAUUGAUUUUCUUGUGGAAAUAAUCAAUACGGAGAAAGUCUGUAUCUUACCAGGACUAUAAGGAAAGUUUUUAUAAAAUGCUAAUGUUCCUACAUAAAGAUAGGUCUGCUGGACCAGAAACACACAACUGGAGGUUAAAAAUUGAAUUUACAACCUUGCUUAUUAAAAAUUUAACAAGUUGCGUAGGUCAUUGAGGAAAACAUGGAAAAUGUGAGUUUUUGCGGCAAUAUUUUAUUGAUUUUAAAGCCUAGUAAUUAAAUUCUGUAAUGAUUAUUUUCAAUUUGAAUGUGAACAAAACGGAAAAAGAGUUUUAAUGAGAUAAACUUACAAAUAACUAUGAGUAAAUAGAAAAUUGAAAAGUUACUGAAGUACUGAAUGAUUUAUUUUUGAAAACCUUUACACGAUUUUACAGGAGUUCAGAAGAUGUUAGAUUUUCAAAAUUUUAGGGGAUUCUGGAGCAUUUUAGGGGUUUUUGAAAAGUUUUUAGAAAUUCUAAAUUCAAAUGACAAAUUUAAAUGGAAAAACGGAAAUCCCUAGACAUUUUGCUGUAGGAUUUCAUAAUACUUUUCCGAAUUUCAUCAUAUGAUUCUAUGGAAUUCCACCAUCAAAUUCAAUGGAAUUCUUGGACAAAAAUUCCUCGGAAUUACACUACUUAAGAAAUUUCAUGAAAUUCUUCGGUAUUCCACUAAAAUUUCAAGUUAUU